CUAAGCACUUUCCACGUAACAGCGACUGGCUGAACCACGAAGCCGAGCUCGAUUAAGCGAGCCGAUCCCCAGGUCCAUCGAUCGUCUGUCGUAUUUUAGCACACUCCCCAACUGGCCAACUUCAGUUUGGCAUCAGCAAUCACGCGAAUCAGUUCGAACCAGAAGCGAAACGACCCACAAUAUCCGACCCACUCAUUGCAACUAAAACUAAAAAAACUAUGUGGAAAACGCUCGCCGCUUGACGCUUGACAAAUUUCCGAAUUGUCAUCACCUUGAGUGCAGAGAGCAUCGGUUGGGCUAAUUGAUUCGGGAUCGAAAAAAAGUGGAAAAUAAUGAACGGACUGCAAUUUGUUAGCGCGGAUAGAGCUUGCCAAUUUUUUUGCUAAACAGCCGCGAACGCGACAAUCAGAGUGCUAAGUGCGCUAUCAAUCAGUUUGUUCCGAGGUCGCCUGCAUUGUCAUGGCUGGAUUGCUGGUGGUGAUCAUUCCGCUGGUGCUCCACUUCCUCCAUGGGGAAACCCACUACAUACAGAUCGAUCAUGAGGAGUUUCGUGCCAGUGGCUUUCCGCAUCCACACUUUCCACCGCCUCCGCUGACGCCGCUGGAUCACCUGCCUCCUCAGGUUCUGGCCGCCAAGGAGCUCACCCCCGCCGAGGUGAUGGUGGACCUGACCAACGACCUGACCCACCGCCUGCUCCACUACCACUCCAUUCUCAAUCGCAACAACUUUGCCUUCUCGCCCACUGCUCUGGUCAGUGUACUGGUGGCCCUGUUCGAAGGAUCCGCUGGAAACAGUGCCGAGGAACUGCGACAUGUCCUGCAGCUGCCCAACAACCGGGAUGUGACCCGCGUGGGCUACCGUGACAUUCAUCGACGACUGCGGACGUACUUCUUUGGUUCGGAUAAUCCACUCAAAGGUCUCAGCUUGAACAAGCCUAAUGUGACAGUUCUCAAGGACUUCGAAACAGUUUUAAUGUUCUAUGGAUAUGAUCUGAGUGUGGACAUGCUAUCCUCAACACCAGCAAAUCUUACGUCAGAUGCUGAGUUGGUCAACACCACGAUGGCCAGCAAUACCACGACCGAGGAAAUGGAAGCGGAAACCACAACCUUAAAGGAUGCUGAUACCACAACGGAAGCGCCAGCUACAACAACCACGGAGGCAGCAACCACAACGACGGAAGCUGCAACCACGACAACAGAGCCACCAGCGGAGGAUGCGGAAGCCACGACCGAAGCUGCUGCUACAACUUCUGGCGAAGAAGAGGCAGCUGAACCGGCAGCUGAAGAUGAAGCGGCCGAACUUGUAUCUGCAUUUGUGGCCGAGGAGGAUGCCGAGCCGCUGCUGCGCAUUCAGAAGGCUCGCGUCUCCCGGUUGCCCAUCAGCAAGCUCCAAGCGCCGCUCAAGCACUCGAAUCCCAUCACGCCAAAGCCCAUGCCCAUUUAUCUGCCGAGUGCCAGGACAGCUGCCAUGCCAAUGAUGGCCCGUCAAGUUGCCGAGCGGAAACCCUCGACCACAAGGCAAGUGAUUUCCAUUAUAUCGUCGCCAGCUGUAAACUCCACAGUGACGCGAAAGACCAAGAUGGCGCGGCAAAAGCGACAUGCACUGCCUUACAAAGACCUGGAUGCGAAUCUCUUCCUGACGCUCUUCAAUCCGCACACGCAUGUCCCGCACCAUCCGCUGCACAUUCCGCCGCCAGUUCCGGCUGCCUUUGCUCCAAUUACCAAUGACUUUGAACCGCAUUACGUAGGAGAAGCGGCCGAGGGCAAGUCCAACUACAAUACGGAUGUGAUCAGCCAUGUGUUCUAUUUGGGCAACCAGCAGGUGGUCCACACCACUUUCAAGGUGUACAAUGCAGUGUUGUACUACAAAUACUUUGAGCACUUAAAGAUGAGUGUGCUGGAGUUGGAACUGGAUACCCCAGAAUAUAAUCUAAUGAUCCUGCUGCCCGACUAUCACACAGACAUCGUGGCAGCCGCCGCCUCCUUAAAACUGGGUCCCACUCUCCGUUUGAUGCGAAAGCAGCUGAAACCACGCUGGGUGCAGGCCAUCAUACCCGACUUCAAACUACAUGGCACCAUGUUUCUCACCAACGAUUUGCAGAACAUGGGAAUCUGCGAUGUCUUUGAGCCGAAUCGCGCAGAUUUCCGACCCAUGACUGAUGAGAAGGGCGUCUAUGUGCGGCACAUUGAGCAAUCCAUCGACGUCACCAUCCGUACGCAUCCCAUCAAUCAGCUGAAGCGCAACUAUGGCGCCCAAACGAAGCCCAUUCAGAUCUCCGUGAAUCAUCCGUUUAUGUUUUUCAUCAUUGAUCGCGACCUGGACGUGGCCGUAAUGUCGGGCCGCAUACUGAAUCCGCUGAACGUGCGCAUCCAAUGAAGCUCGACGAAGGUCGAGUAUCGAAAGUGAUGAGCCCUUUGUACUCUGGUGCCUACAAAAACGAGAUGUUAGCUAUGUUAAGCUUAGUUUUUAAAUGUAAAUAAAUAAAGAACUGGCUUUUUCCAAAAAUGGCAAAACCCUGCA
Messenger RNA from Drosophila ficusphila, 2520 nucleotides. RefSeq lists its product as uncharacterized. The record is from RefSeq and is a predicted model, not a curated record. The transcript is spliced from 5 exons. Gene Ontology annotation, molecular function: serine-type endopeptidase inhibitor activity. The coding region runs from base 460 to 2376 and encodes 638 amino acids. Lineage: Eukaryota; Metazoa; Arthropoda; Insecta; Diptera; Drosophilidae.